Aptenodytes forsteri (emperor penguin) is the source of this 1191-nucleotide messenger RNA. Its product is annotated as heat shock transcription factor, Y-linked-like. Lineage: Eukaryota; Metazoa; Chordata; Aves; Sphenisciformes; Spheniscidae. Gene Ontology annotation, biological process: regulation of DNA-templated transcription. Gene Ontology annotation, molecular function: sequence-specific DNA binding; DNA-binding transcription factor activity. The record is from RefSeq and is a predicted model, not a curated record.
AUGCCUAUGGCUAGGCACCCCUUUGGUCUAACCUUGACAAGAGAGUUUGAAAGGGAGCCGUCUCCAGGAGAAACAUCAUCUGCUUCUGCUCUGGACAAGCUCACCGAGUUGGCAGACUCAACUUCUCCUGUCCCUCCAGGAUGGGACAAAAGAGCACCUUGUGAUGCUGAUCUAGCAUCUCUCAAGGAUGAUAAGCAUUUCCAAGCAUCCAGUGAUGACCACAAAACCAACAGAGUGCAUUGCAUUUCUUUGCGGAAGACCUCUGGCGAAUCUGAUGACUUUGCAUCCCUUGCCUUUCCAAAGAAGCUCUGGAGAAUUGUCCUAAGCUUCUGGUUUCAGUCCAUUCGGUCAGAUGAUGACGGCAUCUGUGUUGCCAUCAAUGAAACCCUCAGAAAGGACGUACUAGCAAGGAGAUAACCUCACAGAGUUUUUGAAACUGACAUAAUGAAAAGUAUUAUCCAUCAGCUCAACCUCUAUGGAUUCAACCAAGUGCAAUGCAACUCCAAAACAUCUGACUCACUUGAUGAGUUCCUGGCAGAAGAAACAGCAGCACUUUCUGCUCACAGCAAGAACCCCAACUUCAAGAGAGAUGAUCACCACCUGCUCAAGAGGUGCAAGCAAAGAGUUGGCCACAAGAGGAGAGCAACAGCUGCAUUUUCACCGGGCCUGGCUUGGAAGGAAGACCGCCCCACAAGAAGCCCAGACAUGCAGCCUGGGGGGCAGCCACUGCUGUCAAGCCUCGUGCCCCCUCCCUUUUACGACCACAGCACAGCCAGGCCCCGCCUGGCCUCCAGCAGGCUGCUUCUGCUGCACCUGCUCCUUCACCAAGCCCCAGCACACCUCACAAACAACUGGACACCUUGCACACCAGGGCUGGGGCUUCCCGCCUUUCCACCCCUGCAGACAGGCACAGCAGCUCUGCAGGCCCCUGGGGCUGCCCUGCCUCCCUUCUGGCACCCAUGGUUUCCCAUGGUUGUCCAUGCUGGCAGCAGCCUCUGCUCUGGCCAUGCCAGGGCCACCGCACACCCAAAUCCCAGCCGCCCCUCACUGCCCAACUUGCACCUGCAGCCCAAACCCUGCUGCUGUAAAUGCCCGGCUGGUACCCCACUGCCCAUUAGACUAGAUCAAGUAGACACACUAGGUACCCAGCCAGUAGAGUGUCAGACAUCUGGAAAUAAACUGUCUCAGUAA